Molecule: messenger RNA, 901 nt
Organism: Rhineura floridana
Lineage: Eukaryota; Metazoa; Chordata; Lepidosauria; Squamata; Rhineuridae
Gene: PSPH
Product: phosphoserine phosphatase
Exons: 5
Coding region: 56-817 (253 amino acids)
Biological process (GO): L-serine biosynthetic process; dephosphorylation
Cellular component (GO): cytoplasm
Molecular function (GO): magnesium ion binding; L-phosphoserine phosphatase activity
Source: RefSeq, a predicted model, not a curated record
AGCUCACUGUUUUCUCUCUGCACGGACUGCCGGCCCCACAGAACCCUCGUCCAAGAUGGCUCAGCUCAGGGUGCAGUGUGGCAAUAUCCAGAAUGACCACAACCUCCUCUCCCACAACAGGAAGGGUCCCAAAAAGAUGUCCUCUCUCAUGGAGAUGAAGGAAGUCUUCCUCAACGCUGACGCAGUUUGCUUUGAUGUGGACAGCACGGUCAUCAGAGAGGAAGGCAUCGAUGAGCUGGCAAAGUUCUGCGGCGUUGGAGACGCGGUGUCCGAAAUGACUCGAAGAGCUAUGGGUGGCUCCGUAACAUUCAAGGCUGCAUUGACUGCACGGCUUGGCCUCAUCCGCCCUUCCUAUGAACAAGUGCAGAAACUGAUAUCGGAGCAUCCGCCCCAGUUAACGCCAGGAAUAAGGGAACUGGUCAGCCGGCUCCACCAGCGAGGUGUCCAGGUCUUCUUAAUCUCCGGUGGCUUUCAGAGCAUCGUGGAGCAUGUGGCCUCGCAGCUGAACAUCCCAACAGCAAACGUCUUUGCCAACAGGUUGAAGUUCUAUUUUAACGGAGAAUACGCCGGCUUUGACGAGGCGCAGCCAACAGCCGAGUCGGGUGGCAAAGGACAAGUUAUUAGUUACCUGAAGGAGCAGUUCCAGUUUAAGAAGGUGGUUAUGAUUGGAGACGGGGCAACAGAUAUGGAAGCCUGCCCACCCGCAGACUGUUUCAUCGGCUUCGGAGGCAAUGUAGUUCGAAAACAAGUGAAGGAAAAAGCCAAGUGGUACAUCACCCAUUUUGAUGAGCUGCUGAAAGAACUGGAAGAACGAUAAAUUAUGAACUAGGCUUAUUUUAUUAACUCUUAUCAUAGAUAGAUGUAUACCUAUGCAAUUAAAUAUUUUCUUAUUGUUUGCGAA